Molecule: messenger RNA, 1813 nt
Organism: Quercus lobata
Lineage: Eukaryota; Viridiplantae; Streptophyta; Magnoliopsida; Fagales; Fagaceae
Gene: BBX27
Product: B-box zinc finger family protein
Exons: 6
Coding region: 254-1774 (506 amino acids)
Molecular function (GO): protein binding; zinc ion binding
Source: RefSeq, a predicted model, not a curated record
CAACACAACAACUACAACAAAGAGCAAAGAAGAUGGAAGAAGAGAGGUUCUUAAAGUCCUAGAACUGUAGCAAACUUCAGAUAUUGGACAAUUUAGGACAAACAUUCAUGAUUUUAUUGACAGCAUAAAAGUCUCUGGGCUUGCAAAAAGAUUAGCCGAGUUGAUAUCCUUAUUCAUUGAAACUCAAAAGUGAAACAUUAUCUUAUGAGGUGUUGGAGUUUGGGAGUUCUUUAUGAAUGCAGAGAGUUAGAGAAUGGAGAAAAUUUGUGAAUUCUGCACGGCUUUGAGGCCAGUUGUUUACUGUAAAUCCGAUGCAGCACAUCUUUGUCUUUCCUGCGAUGCAAAGGUCCAUUCAGCCAAUGCACUUUCUAGUCGUCAUCUGCGAAGCCUCCUUUGUGACUUGUGCAGAUACCGCCCAGCAUAUGUUCGAUGCACAGAUCAUCAAAUGUUCAUGUGUCGCAGCUGUGAUAGAAGCCUGCAUGAUGGCUCUUCCCAGCAUCGGAAACAGGUAAUCAGCAGUUACAUGGGAUGCCCUUCUGCUAAGGAUUUUGCAGCAUUGUGGGGUUUUGAACUUAAUGAACAAGGCAACAGUACUCGACAAGGUCACUUUGUGUCCACUUCACAUGGUUCUGAGGAUUCCAGCGUGGUAAAUUUGGCUAUUCCAAGACAAUCUUGCUCACAAAUUGGAGGCCCUUCUGUGUUAUGUACAGUGAAUCCUGCAACUCUAGGCUCCAGUACAGAAUCUGAAGUGGAAUCAAGCAGUCAACAAAGUAAGAUAUAUAAAGGUCAACAGCAGCACUCUAGCCAUAUUAUGCAACAGAUUCUUGACUUGAAAAGGCUUCAGCUCACUGAUGGGUCUAACCUUUUGCCUAUGAUACGUGGCCAAGAACAAACUGACAUAUCUUCCUCAAUACAUUACAGUCCUGAGUUUGAUGAAAACCUUGAUCAGCAUUCACAACUUUCCCAAGACAGUUCACUUCAGGAGCUAAAAGUGGAGACUUUGCCAUUUACAUUUUCACAAAUGGAGAAUUUACCUUCAUCUUCAAAUGUUGGACUUCCUGUGCCUGGAGAGUCCUUCUGGCAAUGUAAAAGUCCAGUUCAAAGUAGCCAGUUAUGGUCUCAAAAUAUGCAAGACCUCGGGGUUUGUGAGGAACUUUACAAUGAAGAUUUCAACAUACCAGAUGUUGAUUUAACAUUCCGAAACUUUGAAGAACUAUUUGGAGGUGAUCAGGAUCCAAUCAGGUCUCUACUUGAUGAUAAAGACUUCUCAUGCUCUUCCGUAGAGAGGGAUUUGUCCCAUGAUACAUCAGAUUAUGUCCAUCUAAGAGCUAUGGAGGAUGUGGCUUCUUCUAUUUACAUCACUCAUUCGGCUCACAUGGAAAAAGACAUGGGUCCUUCUAGUCAAGUUCAUAACCUUUCAAGAAGCAUGGAUUUCCCUCGUCCAAUACAACCAUCUUAUUCAACUUUGUCAUUCUCUGUUUCAAGGUUUAGUGCUGAGAGCAAUGGAACUGAUUGCCUUGAUAGUGGACUUUCUCCUUACACUAUAGGAGGCAAACCUUCAAACAAUUCUCCUGAGCUUGAUGGUGCACAUUUGGAGGCCAGAGAAAUUGCCACGAUGAGGUACAAAGAGAAGAAGAAAUCUCGACUGCAUGAAAAGCAAAUUAGAUACCCAACUCGGAAAGCUAGAGCUGAUGUUCGGAAGCGGGUAAAAGGCAGAUUUGUAAAGAAAGAGAACUAUGGCUCUGAUUUUAUUGAUGUGACACAAAGCUAUUAGCUUUGCUUUCAUCACUACCACCCACCCCCCACUCCCCGC